Molecule: messenger RNA, 1138 nt
Organism: Spinacia oleracea (spinach)
Lineage: Eukaryota; Viridiplantae; Streptophyta; Magnoliopsida; Caryophyllales; Amaranthaceae
Product: hydroxyacylglutathione hydrolase cytoplasmic
Exons: 7
Coding region: 112-888 (258 amino acids)
Molecular function (GO): hydroxyacylglutathione hydrolase activity
Source: RefSeq, a predicted model, not a curated record
CCACUUGGCGUCGAUAUACCACCCCGUUACCAACCGUGAUGAGUCUGAUAAUGCUUCUCUGCUUCCGCUUACAACACCCAUUUUCUCUCUCCUCCGAUCACAAAAUCAACAAUGAAAAUCGUCCACAUUCCCUGCUUGGACGACAACUAUUCUUACCUGAUAAUCGAUGAGCAGACGAAGGAAGCAGCUGUUGUUGAUCCAGUUGAGCCGGAGAAGGUUCUAGAAGUUGCUAAGCAAAAUGACGCCGAUGUCAAGUUUGUUCUCACUACUCACCAUCACUGGGAUCAUGCUGGUGGAAAUGAUAAGAUAAGAGAGCUGGUUCCUGGAAUUAAGGUUUUUGGUGGUUCCAUUGAUAAUGUGAAAGGAUGCACUGAUAAAAUGGACAAUGGUGAUAAGGUCUCAUUGGGAGCUGAAAUCAACAUACUGUCUCUUCAUACGCCUUGCCACACCAAAGGUCAUAUAAGCUACUAUGUGACUGGAAAAGAAGAUGAGAGCCCUGCUGUUUUCACUGGCGAUACUAUGUUCGUUGCUGGUUGUGGCAAAUUUUUCGAGGGUACAUCAGAGCAGAUGUAUCAGUCACUCUGUGUGACAUUGGGUUCUUUGCCAAAGCCGACUAGAGUUUAUUGCGGUCAUGAGUACACGGUGAAGAACCUUCAAUUUGCUUUGACUGUUGAACCCGAGAAUGCAAAGAUAGUGGAGAAAUUGGCAUGGGCCAAGAACCAGCGGAAUGCUGGCUUGCCUACUAUUCCAUCGACCAUUGCAGAAGAACUAGAAACUAACCCGUUUGUGCGUGUUGACAUGCCCGAGAUUCAGAAAAAGGUCGGGUUCAACACCCCUGUAGAAGCCCUUCAGGAAAUAAGGAAACUUAAAGAUAACUGGAGAGGCUGACGGAGAACUCCGACUUAUGUUUGUAAAUUUAAGGAUGUCGUUUAGUCAGAUUCCGCAUUUUAAUAUCCAUGACAUCCAACUUUGCACAAAUUUCUGGAAAUUUUAACAUCCUUACAAACAGCUUAAGAAACUCAGACAGCAAUUACUUUUGUCAAGUGACGCAAGUAUUUGCGUGUCCUAAAUCUUUUCCCCCAAUUUUCAGACACUUUAUUAAACAUAUGCAAUUAAUUUUAGGCAAUUAUAAAGUUAA